Micropterus dolomieu (smallmouth bass) is the source of this 3114-nucleotide messenger RNA. RefSeq names its product SPARC related modular calcium binding 1 (gene smoc1). Gene Ontology annotation, cellular component: basement membrane. The coding region runs from base 1 to 1272 and encodes 423 amino acids. Gene Ontology annotation, biological process: extracellular matrix organization. Lineage: Eukaryota; Metazoa; Chordata; Actinopteri; Centrarchiformes; Centrarchidae. The record is from RefSeq and is a predicted model, not a curated record. The transcript has 14 exons. Gene Ontology annotation, molecular function: heparin binding; calcium ion binding; extracellular matrix binding.
AUGAAACUGCCGCUCAUCCCCUCCACACCUUCAUCAGUUAUCUCCUCAUGUGGUGCAUGUGAUGUGUUCCCCUCCAUCCAUCUCUAUAAGCGCCUGGCAGGUAAAAACUGGGGCAAAAGUGAUCAGUUGCCGGUGGCUUCAGCACCAACUUCCACAUCUGAUGGGAGAGACCCGGAGCUGAAAGGUCAGUCCAAGUGUCGUGUUGAGAGGAACCAGGCUUUGGAAGAAGCCAGGAGACCUCAAGAGUCCAUGUUUAUCCCAGAAUGCAAUGAUGAUGGAACAUUUGCCCAGGUCCAGUGCCAUACUCCGACAGGUUACUGCUGGUGUGUCACCAGUGACGGCAAGCCAGUGAGUGGCUCUUCUGUACACAACAGGACCCCGGUGUGUUCAGGGUCAGUAACCGAUAAACCACCUGGGGCACCGAUCUCUGGUAGAAAAGAUGAUGGCUCCAAGCCCACACCGACCAUGGAGACUCAUGUUCCCCCUGAGGGUGAUGAGAUAACUGCUCCAACGCUGAGGGAAAAACAGCUGGGUAAUAAGGAUAAGCAGAACAGCUCCACUUCCAGGAGGCAAGAGAAAGUUCCCUCUUGUGACCAGGAGCGACAGACCGCACUGGACGAGGCUCGGCAGAAUCCUCGUGAAGCCAUUUUUAUCCCUGACUGUGGGACCGGAGGCCUUUACAAACCGGUCCAAUGCCAUCAGUCCACAGGCUACUGCUGGUGUGUUUUGGUGGACACGGGACGGCCCAUUCCUGGAACCUCCACCAGGUACCAGACGCCGGAGUGUGACAGUGUUGCAUCUCGCAUCUCAGACACAGAAGAUCCCUUCCAAGGCAGAGACCUGACAGGCUGCCCAGAUGGGAAGAAAGUGGAAUUCAUUACAAGCUUGUUAGAUGCCCUCACCACAGACAUGGUGCAAGCCAUAACCUCACCAGCCCCCUCUGGUGGUGGGAGGUUUGUCGAGCCUGAUCCCAGUCACACUUUAGAAGAGAGGGUGGUGCACUGGUACUUCGCCCAGCUGGAUAACAACGGCAGCCACGACAUCAACAAGAAGGAACUCAAGCCGUUUAAGAGGUACCUGAAGAAGAAAGCCAAACCCAAGAAAUGCGCCCGAAAAUUCACCGACUACUGUGACCUGAAUAAGGACAGGGCAAUUUCCCUGCAGGAGCUGAAAGGCUGCCUGGGCGUCAGCAAGGAGGGUAGCUCAACGACAAGUGGCAACCAAGGGACAAGGCAAGGAACAAAACUGUUAAAGAGCUGGUGCGGUGUGUGACAUCUCACCUCACGUUAUGACCAUAAAGUAGGUCGUCUAGUGUGAGAAGAGAAGGAUCCAGAAGCUUAGACGAGAGCAGAGGGCACAGAGGGAAGGCAUCUGUACGCUUGCUGACAGGAAAGAAAAAGAUGGAGCAGAAAAGUUCCUGAGUUUCAAAAAAAAAAAAAGGAACAGAAAAACAAGAAGAAAACGAAGCGGCGCCAAAAUAUUUGCACUUUCUCCUCCCUAUGUUUGACAUUUUAUCUGUACGUUUUUUUUUCUCUUGAAGUGACAGUAGGUAAGAAUGAGAAUAUAUUUGUAAAAAGAUAACAGGCUCACCACUGGAAGAUGUGUAUGUUACCACAUUUCCCCUUGUGUUUUAGUCUGCUGUUGUGAUUCAUUCUGUCCUACAUAACAGGAACAGGCACUAACACGCAUAUUUUGUCUUAUUAAAUUCAACUUACAUUUUCCCUGUUAUAUAGUUAUCUGCAGCUUACAGGCCAGUGGUAACUCACUAAAGAAGAGCUUACAGGGAGUCACAAUCACCCCAAAUGUUGCUUGGUAAAGACAAAGUCAAAAGGAAGAGCUAUGGCAAUGUUGACAAAUUUAAACGAAUGUGUAAUGUUGUAUGUGAGCAUGCAAUAUUAAGUGAUCGCCAUGUAUUAGAAGUAAACUGUGACCAUGAAGUCUAAUUUAUCAGCACAGAAUUAGCUGUAUGAAUCCCUUUGCACUGUACAGAACUUUCUAGAUACAUUAACAUUUUGGCUUAAGAAUCAGAUCUUUGUGUACAAUGUCUGAGAUGUGUUAUGUCUGGUUUUUGUUCAGUACAUACCAGUGUUGGGGAAAGCUAAGAUAAGUAAUUACUUGCUUGCCACACAGUUCCAUAAAAGUGUACUUUCUGUGCAACCCAAAACCAUUUUGUUUUAUGUAGUUUUCUCAGUUAUCAACACGUCUGCAGAAGAUUCCUUGAGGGGUUCAUUGUUUUCUACAAUUGUUUUUUUUUUUUUUUUUACAAAGUUUGUGCUAAUAAAACUUGUAAUAAACAUUUCAGAAAAAGAAACAUUUCAAAAGCCAAUAGUAACAGAUUGUAAGAACUGAAAUAUUGUGCAGCCAUUAUUUGUAAUAACAGAGGUAUGUCAUUUCACCCCACCCCCCCAACACUGGUACAGUGCAUACACAGUCUUAGCAGUAUACUAACGCAGCUCAACACUGUAGCACACAGCAGGAAAAACAUUUCUACAUAAAUGUGGCAUUAUUAACAUAUUAAAGCUGCAUUAAUGAAUUGUUGACCACUAGAGGGCAGAGCCAUUCCAAAACUAGACACAGACGACCCUGAACGAUAUUGUUAUGGCUAAUUGUUAGCAAUGAAUUGCUUCCUUACAGAUGUAGCGAACAUGGAGCAACGUUAUCAUCCCAUAUUUCCUCUCUUUUUAGCUCUGUUUUGGUCUCAGCCAACUCCUGGGGAACUAUCUGGUUUCUUUAGCUGCUAAACGCUCCACUAUAUUCAGCCAGUUGCUUACUUUCUGUUUGUCUGUCUGGUGUUUGGUGCUGGGCUGGUAGUAUAUAGGUGGGUUAUCAUAGCCAAUUUGCUGUAAACAGCUUCAUGAGUGCGCUGAGACCAAACUAAAUUGUGAAUGUGCCAUAAAAACAAUGAGUCAGAAGAGCGGCAGAUUUGGGUGAUACUUCUGAGGGUACGUCUGUAUGAGAGAUCUCUUUCACAAUCCAUUUGAUUUAAUGUUGAGAUAUUAAAAAUAUUCAAUAAAUGCAGCUUUAAGUUCAAACCACAAUGGAGGCCAUUGGUUUACAUAUAUCUUGUGUCACGAUAUGGUUCUAAGUGUAAUUUUAUAUAAAGUUACAACUCAA